CACAUACCAGUGGAGAGGCAGUGGGUAAUGAAGGUCGCGGUGCAGAGGUGAAGUCGCUGUUUUUCAGUUGUACCCACGGGAUAUAGUACGAUUCCAAGGCUGUGCGGGGGAGCAGGUGGCUGUCAGCUCAUUACAGGAACCAGGAUCAGCAGCUAGCAGGACUUGAUAGGGAACUGAAUCCUGUCUGUGCUGUGAUUGGCUGUCCCCCUCGUACUGUGCUUCUGGCAUGGACCGUUGGGACACGCCCACCCCUCAUCUGAAAAAUGGACAGAUGAAUCCGUUUGUCCUUUUUCUCAUUUACCUUUACACGUGUGUAUUUAGCCCAGUGACUGGGUAUCCAAAUGGUAAAGUGACUUCUGCCUGCAGAUCUAUGCGCCCUGACCAUGGUCAUACUCCACAAGCUGAUCCCAUUCACAGCAUUAAUGUGGACAAAACCAUUUUUAACCCAGGGGAUCGCAUCAAAGUCACCUUGUCUGGAUCUCGCUUUGAUGGAUUUCUGGUUGAAGCUCGUGAUGCAGAGAACCUGAAUGGCAGUGCUGUUGGGUCGUUUUCUUUAACCGACAAGAGGAUUUCCCAGCUUUUGACUUGUGAUGGUAUCCAGAAUUCUGCUGUCAGUCACACCAGCAAAGAAAGAAAGCUCCAAGUGGAGUUCUUUUGGGUUGCUCCUGCCAACAGCCCAAAGCAUAUUCAGUUUCUAGCUACAGUAGUUCAAAAAUAUAAAAUCUAUUGGAUGAAAAUUCCUGGCCCUGUUAUAUCACAGCCCAAUGCACCAUCUGUUCCACUUAAGAAUCCCAGUAGCAUGAUAACAGUGGUACCACCAUCUGCAUCACUUCAUAAACGUUUUAGUUCAGCAGGCUGUGGAAGUAGUAAGUUCUGCAUCAGAAAUCCAGUCUCCUGUGACCCAGAGCAUAAUCCUGAGUGCUUCUUCUUGUCCUUCAGAAAACAUGGCCAAUCUGUACUGGUUGAGAUGACUGGGCCAGGACAAGGCAACAUCUCUUUUGUUUUGUCACAUGAUCAGUGGAUGAUUCACUGCUGCCUUAUGAUCACUACAGUUUUCCAACAGUUGUAGCUUUUGUAUUCCCCUUUAUACACAGAUUAUACUUCAGUAAACGUGCGGGUUAUCAUCCCCAUUUCGGGGUCACAGUGAUGAUUUUGACAGUUCCACAACCUGUUUUGGCAGUUUUCUGACCUCCACCUCAAAGCACCCAGG
Molecule: messenger RNA, 1210 nt
Organism: Xenopus laevis (African clawed frog)
Lineage: Eukaryota; Metazoa; Chordata; Amphibia; Anura; Pipidae
Gene: frrs1.S
Product: ferric-chelate reductase 1 S homeolog
Exons: 9
Coding region: 227-1069 (280 amino acids)
Biological process (GO): intracellular iron ion homeostasis
Cellular component (GO): membrane; extracellular matrix
Molecular function (GO): oxidoreductase activity, acting on metal ions
Source: RefSeq, a predicted model, not a curated record